GUGGUCUGUAGCUGCAAUCUCAUUGGCUGACGCGCAAAAUUUGAACAGUUCUGUCUGAAGAAAGAGGGACUGAUCUUUGAAAAUAAUAAUAGACAAAACAUUGAAGAAGUAGCCUUUUAAAACCGACAGCAACAGAUCACUAAUUAAAGAUUAAUAAUACUUCACUUUGGAAUCAUGGAGUCGUCGAGCAGGCUGUCUCUUGUGGCGGCCUUUGAUGACUUGGUCAGAAAUACCACUGUACUGACUAGUGGGAUUGAAGGAGAGUUUAUAACUUUUGCAAGAAAUCAAGAAGAAUGCCGCAAAAAGUGGCUGGAGGCAGAACAACACUCCAAGAAGCUGCAUGAUAAAAUCAGAAAGUUGGAGACAGAGACCAAUGCCCUGGAGACAAAGCUCAAACAUGCCAGGAGCCAGAUAGAACAUGAAAUGAAGAAAAGAACCAAAGCAGAAUCUGACAGAGACAGUUUGGAGCGCCAGGUUGCCCUGAUCAGAGAGCUGCUGAAUGACAAGAAAAGUUCCAACAUGCUGAAUGACCAGGAUCGAGAGAAGCUCGCAUUCCUCAGCACGUGCCAGGGCUCUCACAUGGAGGGUAGUCCAAGCAAAAGACUUGAAACCAUCAAUGAAUCCUCGGGCUCCGUCCUCUCUCCCUCCGACAUCAGCUAUGACAAAACAGAGGAGGACCUGGACAUCUCCUACCUCCGCAGCGGGAGGAAAUUCAAGCGUGCAUCAGCGCCACCUAUUGAGGAGGAGCACCGCCAGCACACCAAGCGCAAGAAGAGUUCCCAUGGAGGCCGUGCAGACACGUCCAUCACUGCCACUAUUCGCGUGGAUCCGAGAGGCGAUCAUGCCACGUGUGAGGUGACCAGCAACCUCCCCAAGCACAAGACAGAGACGAGAGUGUUGAGGAAGUCAUUCUCUGAGAACCAGUUGAGAUUUGAUGAGGUGGACUCUGAUGGGGAAUCAUAUUAUGGUAGAAAGCCCAACAGUGCUGAGAACACACCCAGAACACCAGCGGCCAGAGGGUCUCCAGCACUGCGCACCUUCAACUCUGGCAGCAAACCUUUCGGGAACCGAGGCCACUCUUUUGCCACCAAGACAUUUGUGAAGCCAGAGACCUGCACACCAUGUGGAAAAAGGAUUAUGUUUGGAAAGCCUGGUCUGAAGUGCAAAGAUUGUCGGUGUGUGUGUCACCCAGACUGUAAGGAGCAGAUGCCAUUGCCUUGUGUUCCUGUAGGCUCUGGAACUCCUGGAAACAAGACUCGCGGGCAAGGUAUCAUCUCGGACUUCACUCCAUCCGAACCUCCCAUGAUCCCUGGAAUAUUG
Messenger RNA from Lingula anatina, 1320 nucleotides. Its product is annotated as rac GTPase-activating protein 1-like. Gene Ontology annotation, molecular function: GTPase activator activity. Gene Ontology annotation, cellular component: nucleus; cleavage furrow; midbody. The record is from RefSeq and is a predicted model, not a curated record. Gene Ontology annotation, biological process: Rho protein signal transduction; mitotic spindle midzone assembly; mitotic cytokinesis. Lineage: Eukaryota; Metazoa; Brachiopoda; Lingulata; Lingulida; Lingulidae.